GCCCGCCCGCUCCGCCCCGAGCCACCAACGGCCGCUCGUCCUGUCCUGUCCUCUCCUGUCCUGGCAGUGGGAGAGUCCCAGAUGGAGCGCGCGCCCUCCUGGGAUGAAUGGCUGGCCAAGCAGCUGCCACCGCGGCCGCAAUGAGGCCGGGGGGCUGUGGCAGCCGCGCCCAUUCCAGGGCAGCGAACCGGAGCCCGCGAUCCACCACCACCACCCUUAAUCCUUCGUUGCGCGACCCCGAGUCCCCACGCGGGCUGCGCUCGUCGUACAAACUACGACGCCACGCACUCUUGUUUUUUUUUUUGUAUUCUUUUACCAAGCAAGUUACAGUACUACGUAUUGUUGUUGUCGUUGCGUUGCGUUGCGUCGCGCUGCUGAGAAUUAGUUACUAGUCCAGUACUGGACUUGCCGUGUUCCAGCAUCGCUGGGCCGACGCUCCCCCGGCACUCGCUUCUUGCCCCUUGGCUGUCGCUCUGCCUUAUCAGCGGGUCGGUCUUUUUUGGUUCCUCUAUCCCCGCCGCCCCUCCUCUCACCUCGCUCGCCGCGUCGGCCGCCGGGACCGUGGCCGCCUUGCCUUCUAAGCCUCCGUCUCCCACCAUUGUCUCUUCCUUUCCUUCCCUUCCCCCUCCAUUCUUUGGCCCAUCUAUGCCACUGCCGCCUCCCCCGCGCCGGCUGCUCUCCGCCGUCCUCGCCAUCGCUUUCCUCGCCCUCUGCUACAACUACGCCCUCGUCGAUCCUCACCACCUCGCGAGCGGCCGCCGGACCGCCGUCACCACCACCACCACCACCACCACCACCACUACUGGCACCGGCGACAACAUGGGCUCCUCCAACCCAUCGCGGGCCCUCCGCCUCGCCGUCCUCGAGUGCGACUCGCCGCAGCCCCAGACCCGCGAGCUGUACGGCAACUACACCGGCGUCUUCACCUCGCUGCUCUCCGCCGCGGCCGAGUCGAGCGGCGCGCCGCCGCCCGGUCUGAGCGCGCUCGCCUCCAUAAAGGGCUACGACAUCGUCAAUGAGCUACACACAUACCCGAACCUCGACGACAUCGACGCCGUCCUCCUCACCGGCUCGCGACACAACGCAUUCGACAACGACCCAUGGAUCAAGAACCUCCUCGACUUCACCAAGCGCGCGCUCGACACCGACGGCCGUGUCAAAGUCGUCGGCAUCUGUUUCGGCCACCAGAUCAUCGGCCGCGCGCUGGGCGCCAAGGUCGGCAAGAGCGACAAGGGCUGGGAGGUGGCUGUCACCGACGUCGAUCUCACACCUGCGGGCAAGGAAGUCUUUGGUCUCGACAUCCUGCGGAUUCACCAGAUGCACCACGACAUCGUUUUCGACUUCCCGGAGGGCGCCGUGCCCCUCGGCUCCAACGCCUUCUGCGAAAACCAGGGCAUGUACUCGCCCGGCCGGUACCUCACCGUCCAGGGCCACCCCGAGUUCACCCCCGACAUCAUCUCCGAGGUCCUCUUCAACCGUCACACCGUCCGCAUCUUCACCGACGAGCAGUACGAGGACGGCAUGUGCCGCGCCACGAUCCCGCACGAUGGCGUCGCUGUCGGAAGGGCCGUCCUCAGUUUCAUGCGGCAGCGGUAGCACCCGGCGUGCGCAGACCGGGGGGGUUAGCCGAUUAGACGCUACGAUGCCACGUAUGCGAUAAUAACACGAAAGCGAGGACCUUGACCAUCACACAAAGCACAGGUCAAGACCGCCCACAAAAUCUCGCGCGCUGGGCGCGCCAUAUGUCAUUUUUUUUCGGGCGCCAUCGGUCGGGAAGGAUUUAUGAUAGAUGGCAGUGUCCUACGGGACCUACUAGACGACUCAUACCACGGACACGGCACUGGGCCGCAGCUGGAUGCUCGGCAAUGCACAUGGAUAGGCGACGGCAUGCGUCCUCCUAGGGUUCAGAUAGAGUGAGAGACAAGAGAGAGGGGUGCGCAGGGCAACUUUCAUCCUCUGCAAAAAAAAGCAUGGGGACGCGGCUCAGGAACGGACGCUGGACAUAUUACACAUCGACACUAUUUACUACACAGGGGAUAAAUACAUUUUCUGCA
Messenger RNA from Purpureocillium takamizusanense, 2054 nucleotides. RefSeq lists its product as uncharacterized. The record is from RefSeq and is a predicted model, not a curated record. The coding region runs from base 646 to 1596 and encodes 316 amino acids. NCBI's taxonomy places the organism in Eukaryota, Fungi, Ascomycota, Sordariomycetes, Hypocreales, Ophiocordycipitaceae. Gene Ontology annotation, cellular component: cytosol; nucleus. The transcript has 2 exons.